UCAUAUCGAGAUUUUAGCGUCAUUUUACCACGUGCUUUUAAACCUAUUGUUAUUGUCACGUGAUUCCGCUGAUCCAAUAGCGUUACAGUAAUCGAGUACUAAAACGUCCGCGCGAGGUUUUAUAAGUCGCGCCAAAUCUUGUUUACAGUGUAAACCAGAUCAUGAAAACAAGAGGAGUGCGAGUAGAUUUCCUGUCUUAUUUUCAAAACAAAGCGGAUAUUAGGCCCAGUAAAAUUAAAUUAUUAUCCUACUCUGAUGAGUACGAUGUAGAUCGUAUCAUAACAAAGAUACCCAGUUGUAAACAACGAACUUAUCCAAUCAAACACAGACAACCUACUUUUUGUUAUAAGGGAGAGGCUAGGCAAAAGGACGGGGAGGUGUGGCCUUGUGGCAUUUCGACACGAUGUGUUUCGUCAUUUGUUUGGACUGGAGAAAACCAGGCUGUUCAGCAGAGAGGAUUUUGA
Molecule: messenger RNA, 464 nt
Organism: Owenia fusiformis
Lineage: Eukaryota; Metazoa; Annelida; Polychaeta; Sabellida; Oweniidae
Source: the annotation of a GenBank genome assembly